Messenger RNA from Paramecium tetraurelia, 471 nucleotides. RefSeq lists its product as uncharacterized. The transcript has a single exon. Lineage: Eukaryota; Ciliophora; Oligohymenophorea; Peniculida; Parameciidae. The record is from RefSeq and is a predicted model, not a curated record.
AUGAUGAUUGUUUGGGAAAUUAAAGCAGGAAAAGUAUUAUAUGGAACUCCAAAUAGGGAUCCAGUCAAUUAAAUCUAAUUUUACAAUUAAUCAGAUGAAAAAUUGAUAGCAGUUUAAAUACUGGAGUUUAAAAUUUUAACAAUUGAUAAGCAAAUUAAAAAGGUAUUCUUAUAAUAAAGAUUUAAUCUGUAGAUGUAAACUGUGACAAUUUUAAACGAACUUUCACUUGUGUAUCGAUUGAUAAAAAUGAUAAAUAUUGUUAUUGCGGUAAAAAAGCUGGCCAUAGAGAAAAGAUUAGCCCCUGUUAAAAAAAUAUUCAGUUAAAGAGUUAAUUGCUUAGGUUUAUUACCUAAUGGCGAUGUUAUUGUUGGUGCUGGGGAUGAAAUGGGAGCGAAAGUAUCAUUUUAAACAAUGCUAAUAAUUCAGGCAGUGAAUUUUUGGAAGUGUUAUGUCAAUAACAUUUAUUUAUGA